Messenger RNA from Hyaena hyaena (striped hyena), 3170 nucleotides. RefSeq names its product DnaJ heat shock protein family (Hsp40) member C11 (gene DNAJC11). The record is from RefSeq and is a predicted model, not a curated record. Bases 22 to 1701 code for a protein of 559 amino acids. The transcript is spliced from 16 exons. NCBI's taxonomy places the organism in Eukaryota, Metazoa, Chordata, Mammalia, Carnivora, Hyaenidae. Gene Ontology annotation, biological process: cristae formation.
GCGGGGUGAAAGGUUGCGAAGAUGGCGACGGCCUUGAGCGAGGAGGAGCUGGACAAUGAAGACUAUUACUCGUUGCUGAACGUGCGCAGGGAGGCCUCCUCUGAAGAGCUGAAAGCGGCCUACCGGAGACUGUGCAUGCUGUACCAUCCCGACAAGCACCGGGACCCAGAGCUCAAAUCCCAGGCGGAGCGACUGUUUAACCUUGUGCACCAGGCUUAUGAAGUGCUCAGCGACCCGCAGACAAGGGCCAUCUAUGACAUCUAUGGGAAGAGAGGCCUGGACAUGGAGGGAUGGGAGGUUGUGGAAAGGAGGAGAACGCCAGCCGAAAUCAGGGAAGAGUUCGAGCGGCUGCAGAGAGAGAGGGAGGAGAGGAGGCUGCAGCAGCGCACCAACCCCAAGGGGACCAUCAGCGUUGGCAUCGAUGCCACUGACCUUUUUGAUCGCUACGAGGAAGAGUACGAAGAUGUGUCUGGAAGUGGCUUUCCGCAGAUUGAAAUUAACAAGAUGCACAUAUCCCAGUCCAUUGAGGCACCCUUGACAGCUACGGACACAGCCAUCCUCUCCGGAAGCCUCUCAACCCAGAAUGGAAAUGGAGGGGGUUCCAUUAACUUCGCGCUUAGACGAGUCACUUCCGCGAAGGGCUGGGGAGAGUUAGAAUUUGGAGCCGGGGAUCUGCAGGGACCUUUAUUUGGUCUGAAGCUCUUCCGUAAUCUCACACCAAGAUGCUUUGUGACGACAAACUGUGCUCUGCAGUUUUCGUCCCGUGGGGUCCGGCCCGGCCUCACCACCGUCCUGGCCCGGAACCUGGACAAGAACACCGUGGGCUACCUGCAGUGGCGCUGGGGCAUCCAGUCAGCCAUGAACACUAGCAUCGUCCGGGACACCAAAACCAGCCACUUCACGGUGGCCCUGCAGCUUGGAAUCCCUCACUCCUUUGCACUGAUCAGCUAUCAGCACAAAUUCCAGGACGAUGAUCAGACUCGCGUGAAGGGCUCCCUGAAGGCAGGCUUCUUCGGGACGGUGGUGGAGUACGGGGCCGAGAGGAAGAUCUCCAGGCACAGCGUCCUGGGUGCAGCUGUCAGCGUGGGAGUCCCUCAGGGCGUGUCUCUCAAAGUCAAAUUAAACAGGGCCAGUCAGACUUACUUCUUCCCUAUUCAUUUGACGGACCAGCUCCUUCCCAGCGCCGUGUUCUAUGCCACCGUGGGGCCGCUCGUGGUCUACUUUGCCCUUCACCGCCUGGUCAUCAAGCCGUACCUCAGGGCUCAGAAAGAGAAGGAGCUGGAAAAGCAAAGGGAAAGCACAGCCACUGACAUUCUACAGAAGAAGCAAGAGGCGGAAGCUGCCGUUCGGUUGAUGCAAGAAUCUGUCCGAAGAAUAAUUGAGGCAGAAGAGUCUAGAAUGGGGCUCAUCAUCGUCAACGCCUGGUAUGGGAAAUUCGUCAACGACAAGAGCAAGAAGAGCGAGAAGGUCAAGGUGAUUGACGUGACCGUGCCCCUGCAGUGCCUGGUGAAGGACUCGAAGCUCAUCCUCACGGAGGCCUCCAAGGCCGGGCUGCCCGGGUUCUAUGACCCGUGCGUGGGGGAGGAGAAGAGCCUGAAAGUGCUUUACCAGUUCCGAGGCGUCCUGCACCAGGUGAUGGCACCGGACAGCGAGGCGCUCAGGAUACCAAAGCAGUCUCACAGGAUUGACACAGAUGGAUAGACCGCUUGAGAAACCAGAUUUCCAAGAGGCUGCAACAAAUCUUUUCCCGGGAGUCUGCAAAUUCGGAAGCAGGGAAAAACCCCAGACAUCAGAUGUGUUUAUUUUAUAUUACUCCUAUAGAAGGUGGCACCGUGUCAGUCACGUGGAGGGGCACAGACACCCCGCUUUCAUGGGUGCUGUGGGUAAGACUCAGGCAGCCCCACCUGGACCAGAGCCUCAGCACGGCCUGUGGCUGUUUUCCCAAGGAUCAUGUCCCUGGAGGGAAGGGCCCCCCCCCCCCCCCCCCCCCCCCCCCCCAGGUUCCUGAGCCCGCGGACCGACCGCAGCCACCCGGUAGCUCUCGGUCUGUCUUGAGGCGUUUAUGGAGCGUCCUGCCUCGCACACGGGACUGUGAACUCCUCCCGAAAUCCACACUGAGCGUGGAAAGCAGAAUGAAAAAGAAGGAAGGUGUUAUCACGAGCAGAAGCCUCCAGAACAAGCGAGCGUCUGUCUGGUCAGCUUCCCAAAAACCACUUGUUCCUGCUGAAAUGUUAUUCAAUGAAUCUGGAGAGGAUCGUGUGGGUUUAUAAAUCUGCUUUUUAUCUGAGAACGAAUGGUUUUGGAAAUCAGUGUCUUUUUUCCCCCCUCCCAGAACUUCUCGAAUCAUUCCACUGGCAGGGGCUUGGGACUCCCAGGGCCCAUCCCUGUCACCAGUCACUUCCUCCCAGGAGCCACCCGUGGCCUUGUGGAGAAAGGCAGAUGCGAGCCAGGCUGUCCCUCUCGGACCCCCACCCCCCGCGGCUCAGCCUGACCUGCCUCUGCCCCCCACAUGGAGCGCAGGGCCAGGGCCGGGGAAGAGAGGGGAAGCAUGGGGCAGAGCCCCUGGCUCAGGUGCGUGCCAAACCCCAAGCCCAGGGAGAGCCAGGCAGGCCUCGCUUGCUCUCACUCGCGGCCAGCAGGUGGCGCUGCUGCCCCCCCACACCUCCUCUGGUCCAGCUCCCUCCUCGCUGGGGACUCCGGUGCCCACCCCCCAAGGUCCCCUUCCCUCACUGUUCACUCUGUGGAUGCAGAAUACUUAGGAGCCGGCUGGUCCCAAACAGCCCCGUGUGUGGACCUCGAGUCACCACUGAGCAAAGAGGCCCCUGGCUGGUGGUGGCUCUGACAGGCCCCUGCAGCUGGCUGUUGCUGAAACCAGGCUUCACUCCCCGGCAUCGACGCCCCGGGGUCGCUAACGCCCCCUCCUCCUGUUUCCAGAAACAGUUCGGUUGUCCAACUCUAUAGUAUUUAUCUCCAUUUUGGAAAGUUUUCCUCUGAGCUGCUGCUCUGAAUGUAAAUCGUGCAAUAAGUGUGGCGUGAAAUAUCUGACCUUGGGGCGCAGCCACACGCUCCUCCCGUGGCAGGUGGCUCUUCAGGGCACCAAUUCUCAUGAUUUUGUCAGAAAUGAACUGUACAGAAGGCACACUCUGAUCAUAAUAAAUCGUUCCUGAAUA